AUGAUUCAUACCGUUGUGGUGAAGAGUGGGCAUGUUUGUGAUGUGGUCGUGGCGAGCUCUUUGGUGGGUAUGUACGCGAAGUUUAACUUGUUUGGGAGUUCAGUACAAGUGUUCGACGAAAUGCCUGAGAGAGAUGUGGUGUCUUACAACGCGGUUAUAUCUUGUUUUUAUCAGUGUUGGGAGGCAGGGAAGGCUCUGGAGUUGUUAGCUAUAUCAGCUUGCUCGAGGCUGUUGGGUUUGGAGAGAGGGAAGGAGAUUCACAGAAAGUAUGUGAAGAGAGGGUUUGAGUCGGAUGAGUAUGUGAGCUCUGCUCUUGUGGAUAUGUAUGGGAAGUGUGGCUAUUUGGAGAUGGCUAGAGAAGUUUUUGAGCAUAUGACUGGAAAGAGUUUGGUAGCUUGGAAUUCUAUGAUCAGAGGUUUUGUUGGUAGAGGAGAUAGUAAGUCAUGCAUUGAGCUUUUGAGUAGAAUGGUCAUAGAAGGAACUCGACCUAGUCAGACAACUUUGACCAGCAUUCUAAUGGCUUGCUCUCGGUCAUCCGGUAUCCAACAUGGAAAAUUUGUACACGGUUAUGUGAUUACGAGCUUUGUAGAUGCGGAUGAUUUUAUGAACUGUUCGCUGAUUGAUCUUUACUUCAAGUGUGGUGAAGUAAAGGUGGCUGAAACCAUAUUUGCAAAGACACAGAAGGUUGUGGUUGAGUCAUGGAAUGUUAUGAUCUCUGGUUAUGUGAGUGUAGGUGAUUUGUUUAAGGCUAUUGAAGUGUAUGACCAAAUGGUGAGUGUUGGAGUGAAGCCAGACGUAGUUACUUUCACAAGUAUUUUAUCUGCUUGUUCGCAACUGGAUUUGUUAGAGAAAGGCAAGCGGAUUCAUUUGUCCAUUAGUGAGAGUAGGCUUGAAACAGACGAGUUGCUGAUGGGUGCACUUCUUGGCAUGUAUUCUAAAUGUGGCGAUGUUAAAGAGGCUUCUAGAAUUUUUAAAAGUAUACCAAAGAAGGAUGUUGUGUCCUGGAUAGUAAUGAUCUCUGCAUAUGGAUCUCAUGGUCAACCAAGAGAAGCGAUUCACCAUUUUGAUGAAAUGCAGAAGGUCGGUGUGAAACCUGACGGUGUUACUUUUCUUGCUAUAUUGUCAGCUUGUGGGCAUGCUGGGUUUAUUGAUGAAGGUAUCAAGUUCUUCAGUCAAAUGAGAUCCAAGCAUGGAAUCAAGCCUAGUAUUGAACACUACUCGUGCUUGAUUGACAUUCUUGGCCGAGCAGGUCGGUUGCUUGAAGCUUACGACAUUCUUCAACAAGAAUCAGAGACAAGAGAUAAUGCAGAACUCUCUUCUCUGCAUGCUGCUUGCACCGGGAUCAUUCAUUGGGAUGCAGCAAGGAAAGUCAAAUUAAAGAUGAAAGAAGUGGGACUGAAGAAGCAACCGGGCUGCAGUUGGAUUGAGAUUAAUGAACAAGUGUGCCACUUCUUUGCUGAGGACAGGUCUCAUCCACAAGCUGAGAAUGUUAAUGAGUGUCUUGCCCUCUUAAAUGGCCAUAUUGAAGCUACUCAAUGAUUAUUCUAUUGUUGUUGCAUCUGUCCCAAGACAACAACAUCUCAGGCAACACAUAGUAGAUUCAGUGCGAAGUCACCUUCACAACCAAAACCUAUUAAGUUGUUGGAACUUGGAGCCUAUCUUCACAACACCAACAUGAUGCAUUUCCUGGGGAGUUUACCUUGUGGUACCUAGCUAAAGCCAAUCUGUAAUUAAGUAUUACGUCCUCUGGUUUCUUCCAAAUAUAUAUCCUUACAGUGGCCAAGCUCAUAUCUGGAGACAAGACCUGGAAAGCACAGAGUCAACUUGUUACCAGAUUCAACAUGUUCUUG
Molecule: messenger RNA, 1850 nt
Organism: Eruca vesicaria subsp. sativa (arugula)
Lineage: Eukaryota; Viridiplantae; Streptophyta; Magnoliopsida; Brassicales; Brassicaceae
Source: the annotation of a GenBank genome assembly